AUGCCCAGUGCAUUUAAGGAAUUCACAAGAUCUGUGGUCCAGGAGAUGGAUUCUGGAGGGGAUAUGAUUCCUGUCAGAAGCAUCAGUGAUGCUGAUAGAUUCCACUGUUUCUGGUUGGUGAGGAAGAAAAGAACUUUCCUGGGAAGUCGGUACUACAAGACAGACCUUACUUUGGCUGACAUACUGGAGGGAGAGGAGGGUGAAAGUCUGUCUGAUGAACUGGAUUCUGCAUGCCAAGGUCAAAAGUCUAAGUUCCAAAUGGAGGACCAUGUGGACUCAAAGAGAAAGCUGACCGUGAAAUGGAAAGGAAUAGAAAUCGAAGGCAGCUUCCAGGUGUCUCAUAAGUGGAAAACCGAGCUUCUGAAGAACCAGAUAUCCCAGCAAUAUCUGAAUACUCUUCAGAACAGGAAGCUGAAAAGGGGACUGCCCCCUUCAUUUCAAUCAAUUCGUGCAACAAGGGCAGACUUGUAUCUGGUAACGGAAACUCUGGAGACAACAAAGAAGCAACUCCUGACAAACCCUAAAAAGCAAUAUAAACUUCAGAGUCAGAUCUUUCAGGGCAGUAUCGACUAUGAACAUAACGAACAGCUAAUGAUCCUGGGAGGCAGGGAUUGUGGGCCAACCAGCCAGCGUUGGCCACUUCCUAAUCUAGGGAAAGUGACCAUCCCCCCCAAGUCGGUUGUGGGCUAUCGAGUAAAGCAGCUCGUUUUUCCCAACACGGAGAGGAUGAGUGUUUACUUCGGGGACAAAACAAAAUCCUUUCCAGAAGGAAGGUCCUUGGAGUCAGACGAUUCCACAAAGCCCUUGCAUUUGGAGGAUCCCAGCAACAUAAAGGAGAGGGUGGAAGACAUGGUGAGCGGUCUCCAUGAUCUGACUGAGGUGGAGCAAAAAGAGGUGCUAAGCUCCCUAAUGCAGUGCCUCAGCGAGGAUGGGCAUCUGGAGGAUCUACAGGAAAGAGUGUUUGAGACCCUGGUCUCUGGUGAGCUGCAGAUGGAAGGCUCAUCAGGGCCUCUGCUAAGCAGCCUUUUUAAUACUGCUGGGAUCUUGUUGAAAGCGCCUGCCGAAACCAUUCUGGACCUCCUGGAUGCCUUGAUAGAGCUACCUGAGGAGAAGCAGUUUGUGGUGGAGGCCCUGAAGAAAAGGAUCCUGCCUCAGUUGAAGGAUCAGGUGAGACAGCCUGGGCUGAGGACCACGGUGGAGCAGAUCUUCAAUAAUCAGGCCAGCAAUCCUCAUGACAUGAGCUGGGACACGGAGGCAUCAGACUUGUGUGCUCUCUAUGUUGCUGUCUCCAUUCUGCUGCAGCUGUCUAAGGAGCACACCUCUGUCUCUUCCUAAUCACAAAAGGCCUAACCAUUUUCCCCACAGGCUUCUGCAUUUUUCCCUCCCCAUCUUCAGCCCAUCCUCAGCCCAUCCUCAUGGCUACUACCAUCACUACCAUCUUUCAUCAGCAGGAACUCUUUAAUACAAGCCUCUGACCAUCCUUUGAUACUUCUCA
Molecule: messenger RNA, 1495 nt
Organism: Otolemur garnettii (small-eared galago)
Lineage: Eukaryota; Metazoa; Chordata; Mammalia; Primates; Galagidae
Gene: GSDMB
Product: gasdermin B
Exons: 9
Coding region: 1-1335 (444 amino acids)
Biological process (GO): pyroptotic inflammatory response; defense response to bacterium
Molecular function (GO): phosphatidylinositol-4,5-bisphosphate binding; phosphatidylserine binding; phosphatidylinositol-4-phosphate binding
Source: RefSeq, a predicted model, not a curated record